AUGCUCCCCAGCAUCGGAACCUUCCUGCUUUGCGUGGCCGCCGCAGCACUCCUCCUGGUUUCCGUGCCUGCAGUGUGGGCGCUGACUCGUGCGGCGCACCGCGCUGAGCGACUCAUGGCCGCGGUCGAGGCAGAGAUCCCGGACACGACCGCCUCCAUGCGACUUGCCGGACUGGAGCUCACGGACUGCGUGCAGGAGCUAGCUGCGGAAGCGGGCGUGCGUGGCAGCGUCGCAGCAGCCGACUCGGCGCUCCGAAACCAUGUCGUACCGGCGCUGGCAAAGGCGGAACGCGACACACGAGGGGCGGUGGAGGAGCACCUUACCGCAACCGCUAAGCUGUCGUACACUCGACCGUUGGUGGUUCAGGCUGCCGCCUCCGCCGCGGCGGCUGCUCGACGGUUGCGUGGGGGUUUGGGGAUUGUGCGGCUGGCGGGUGUUGCCGUACAGCCCUACGGGCAUCAUGGCUGA
Messenger RNA from Volvox carteri f. nagariensis, 468 nucleotides. RefSeq lists its product as uncharacterized. The transcript has 4 exons. NCBI's taxonomy places the organism in Eukaryota, Viridiplantae, Chlorophyta, Chlorophyceae, Chlamydomonadales, Volvocaceae. The record is from RefSeq and is a predicted model, not a curated record. The coding region runs from base 1 to 468 and encodes 155 amino acids.